This is a messenger RNA of Amaranthus tricolor (Joseph's coat), 4122 nucleotides long. RefSeq names its product protein MEI2-like 4. Gene Ontology annotation, molecular function: RNA binding. The transcript has 15 exons. NCBI's taxonomy places the organism in Eukaryota, Viridiplantae, Streptophyta, Magnoliopsida, Caryophyllales, Amaranthaceae. The coding region runs from base 719 to 3571 and encodes 950 amino acids. The record is from RefSeq and is a predicted model, not a curated record.
CUACAUGAUUUUUAUCUCCUAUGAUCUCAUCGAAGAUUUCGCAUUUUUAGACAACCGUCUCCUUCAAUUUGACAACAAAUUUUAAUCCCAAAAUCUCUGUUUCAUAUCAAAUCAAAUUUACCCACAAACUUUACUCCUUCCUCCUCCAUUUUCCCUCCUACCCAGAUGCAGGAAAUCGAGGAACCACCCAUAUAGGUUCCUCAAUUCAGCCUGCUCAACAACUUUCCGCCAUUGAUUCUUCUUUAGUGCUGUUUCUUCAAGCAAAAAUUAUAGUUUUUUUUGGUUGAUGUGGAUUAAGGAAGAAGAAUUGGGAAGUUAGUAAUAGCGUGUAAUGCAGGGAAAAGGGGGGGAGAAAACAAGUAUCAUAAGUUUGGAUGUUCUUGCACGCCACAGAUUCUUAGAUCCCUUCAAUUCAUCUCUAAUUUCCUUGCCUUAUGCCGUAAUUUAUUCUGUUUAUUUGUUUAUAGUUUCCUUUCAUGGUUUCUCUCCAAUUCUAAUUUAAAUUCUUACUCUUCUUUCUCUUUUUUGUAUUCUCUCUUUUCCCUAAAUUGAACAUAGAUUGUGUUGAAUUUUGGGGUUUUUAAGUUUGUAAAGUUGUAUUAUAUAAUAUCCAGAAGAGGAACAGAACAAAGGAACAGCAUUGUUAUUUUCCGAAUAAAACGGGUGUAGAGGAUCAAAAUCUUCAAGGUACUUGAUUUUGUCAAGUUGGUGUUUCUAAAUGCCUUCCCAACUGAUAGAUCAGCAGGGCAUGUCUGCUUCACCUUACUUUUCUGGGGACCUUCAAUUUUGUGGCGAGAGACAAGUUGGAUUUUGGAAGACGGACUCUCUCAGGACUAACUAUGGUAUGAAGACUGAUGCAAUUUCUGGUACUCCACCUAUGGAGAAACUAGUAGCUGUGGAUUCUCAAGCAACCAAGUAUUUUGAAGUUCCUGAACAGAAGGUCAGUUUUAACUUACAGAAACAUUCAGUGGGGGCAGAGAGAGCUGUAAGUCGGUCCUUGAAUAUAUGGAGUUCAAUGGACCUCAAUCCUAUCACGAGAGCUUCUCCUAAUGUGAAUCUGUCAUGCGACAAGAACACAACAUCCACUCACUUUGAAAAUGGAUUGUUUUCAAGCUCAAUGUCAGAGUUGUUUAGCCGAAAGUUGCAUCUAUCCUCAAGCAACUUUUGUGGUAACUUGGCUGAUACUGUUGCUUCACACUAUGACGAGGAAGAACCUUUUCAGUCCCUUGAAGAAAUGGAGGCCCAGACUAUAGGAAACCUGCUUCCUGAUGAUGACGACUUGUUCUCUGGUGUUGUUGAUGGCAUACGAAGCAAGGAUGAUGCAGAAGAUCUGGACUUUUUUAGUAGUGUUGGAGGAAUGGAUUUAGGAGAUGAUACAUCUUCUGUGAAACAAAGGAAUUCUGAAUUCUCAGGUAUUUCAAAUGGGCAGAAGAUUGGAGCAAAUAACUCUGUUUAUGGGGAGCAUCCAUUUGGGGAACAACCUUCCCGCACUUUGUUUGUUAGAAAUAUUAACAGCAAUGUUGAAGACCAUGAGUUGCAGGCUCUCUUUGAGCAAUACGGAGAUAUCCGUAAUCUUUAUACAUCUUGUAAACACCGGGGUUUUGUAAUGGUUUCAUACUUCGACAUCCGAGCAGCUAGAAAUGCUAUGAAGGCACUUCAAGAUGAGCCUUUGAGAAGAAGAAGGCUUGAUAUACACUAUUCAAUCCCAAAGGAUAAUACUUCAGAGAAAGAUGUGAAUCAAGGUAUUCUUUUGGUAUCUAACCUUGAUUCUUCUGUUUCUAGUGAUGCUCUCAGGCAGAUUUUUGGUGCUUACGGAGAGGUUAAAGAGAUACGGGAAACUCCACACAAAAGUAAUCAAAAGCUUAUAGAGUUCUAUGAUGUCAGAUCUGCUGAUGAAGCUCUUCAAGCAUUGAACAAAAGUGAUAUUGCUGGGAAGAAGGUUAAGGUUGAACCAAUUCAUCCUGGGGGUGCAAGACGAAGUUCAACGCAACUACUGGGCCCAGAUCUGGAGCAAGAGGAAUCUGGUCUCUAUGUACCGCAACGUAGUGCUGGAUUUUCAUAUGGUUCUAUCAGUUCUACUGGCAUAGACAGCGAUACUGGUUGCGGUACAAGUUUUGGAAUGAAGGAAACUCUGGGUUCAUUUAGAGAAAGUUCUUCCUGUCACGGAAUUUCUUCAAGUGUUCCCAGUGGCUUACCGUCCCUUCUUAGAGCUGAGACAAGCCGCAGUCAAGCAGGGCUAUCUGGCUCUAGGACUUCAGUCAGCCAAAUCAAACAUGAUUUUCAAGGCCUUCCGACUCUUUAUCCUCAUUCACUUCCAGAUUAUAACGAUCGUCUAACUAAUGGUGUUCCUUGUAGUUCUGAUCGUAACAUUCUUGCUACGGAUAGCUCCUUUUCUAAUGAGGGCUUUGAGAGUACUCACUUCGGCAGGAUAAACUCAGGUUUUACAUCUGGAAUUGCUAGUGGUUCUCGUCCUGGGCAUCCGUAUGCUUGGAGCAAUUCAAACAACUGCCAACCACCAGCUUUCAUGUGGCCAAACUCACCUUCGCUUUCAAAUGGGUUUUGUAAUCCUCAAACCCAACUCCGGUUUCAUGGACUUCCGAGAUCACCAUCUCAUAUUUUGAAUUCAGCUUUACCCAUGAAUCGUCAUCAUGUCGGAUCAGCACCAGCUGUUAAUCAUUCUCUGUGGGACAGAUGGAAUUCUUAUUCCGGAGAGUCGCCUGAAACAUCUAUCUUCCAUCAAGGGCCUUUACGGAAUAUGAGACUUUCUGGCAGCCCUUUGAAUCACAUCGAUUUUGGUUCUCCUAAUAUGUUUCCUCAUGCUGGUGGGAACAGCAUGGACCUUCCGAUCUCUUCGAGAAAUGUUGGUCUACAUGCCCAUAAUCAAAGAGGCAUGAUUUAUCCCUCUAGGGGCCAGAUGAAUAUGGUUGGCUCAUUUGAACAUCCUGGUGAACGUACCAGAAGCCGCAGAAGUGAAAACAUUUCCUCUCAAGCUGACAACAAGAAACAAUAUGAACUUGAUAUUGAGCGUAUCAGUCGAGGGGAAGACAAUCGAACCACUCUUAUGAUAAAGAACAUUCCUAACAAGUACACCUCCAAGAUGCUUAUGGGUGCCAUUGAUGAACGCCACCGUGGAACUUACGAUUUUAUCUAUUUACCUAUUGAUUUUAAGAACAAAUGCAAUGUGGGAUAUGCCUUUAUCAAUAUGGUUGAUCCAAGCCAUAUCGUCCCGUUAUAUGAGACAUUAAAUGGGAAGAAGUGGGAGAAGUUUAACAGUGAAAAGGUCGCAUCACUUGCUUACGCUCGCAUACAAGGGAAAGCUGCUCUUGUUGCCCAUUUUCAGAAUUCUAGCUUAAUGAAUGAAGACAAGCGCUGCAGACCUAUUCUUUUUCAUAGUGAUGGCACCAAUGCAGGUGAUCAGGUGCCAUUUCCUAUGGGUGUUAACAUUCGAUCCAGGCCUAGUAAAUCAACAUCAAGCAACAACGAGGAUGAUAACCUAGAGAUCCUAUUGACCAGCAAGGAUGAAUAUUUUUCUGCAGAUUCGUCUUCAAGUUCGGGAAAGGAAUUAGAUUGAGUACCGAGUACUCGAGUAGCACACUUACCUAAAGUCACUUGCCUCUUGGAAGUUUUUUUUAGCAAGAGAUGGGUGAUGGUGAAGAAUUUUCGGCGUGGUUGUACAACACAAUUUAACAGCAAGUAUUAAGAGAAAAUAUCCUCAUUUUCUCAGUUUAUUAUUGUAUGUAACUAUGAGGAGGGUUGGUAUAUGCGAGCCCCAACUCGAGCUUUAAAAAUUUUGAUUCUUGUCAAGUCUUAUAAACGUAAUAUAUUUGUAAAUGUAUAGUUGUAUCUAACUCUUGAGAAAGGGCUGCUGUACAAAUGCUUUGAUGAGGGAUUAACCUCUUUUCUUUUACUAAUCUUUUUGCUUUUAUGUGCAUUACAUAUGCAUGCUAGCAUUCCUUUGAAAUGAGCUUCCUGCUGGUGAAGUCUAGUGUCAUGUGAUUUUGCUAAAUCUUUUUGCCAACCACGAAUUGAAAAUAAUAAAUAAAUAGUUUUCUAUGAGUAUGAUGAAAUUAACCAGUGAAUUAUGUUGCACUUUUAAUGAUUUAGUCCAACACGGAAAUUCGG